Aspergillus steynii IBT 23096 is the source of this 1734-nucleotide messenger RNA. Its product is annotated as putative CECR1 family adenosine deaminase. The transcript is spliced from 2 exons. Bases 1 to 1734 code for a protein of 577 amino acids. Gene Ontology annotation, biological process: inosine biosynthetic process; adenosine catabolic process. Lineage: Eukaryota; Fungi; Ascomycota; Eurotiomycetes; Eurotiales; Aspergillaceae. The record is from RefSeq and is a predicted model, not a curated record. Gene Ontology annotation, molecular function: adenosine deaminase activity.
AUGGAAGCCGCCGAUGUCGAAUGGGAACUCGAAGAGGGCAUCCCCCAGGUUGAUGAUCCCUUCAUCCAGCAGUACCUCAAGGGUCGCAACUCUCUUAUCGAGGAAGAGCAGAAGCAGCGUCAUGACUUUACCCUACGGAAGUCCUUAUCGCCCUUAGCCAAGACAGCAUGCAAGAUCGUGUCCAAGAUCCGCGACCGGGAGUUGAAGCCUACAGAACCCACGUUGUCGAACCAUGAUAAUCGCCAUGUGUCGGAGGAGGCUCUACACCCCGGCCAUGGGUUGCACAACGCUAGGGAUCGGAUGGAGACUAGCGAGCUCUGGAAGAUCCUGCAGAAGAUGCCGAAAGGCUCCUUUCUGCAUGCGCAUCUGAAUGUCAUGUUUGAUGCCGACUUUCUAGUCGACCAGGCUCUCGCAACGGAGGGCAUCCACAUAGUCGCGCCCGAAGCGCUCUCAUCCCAAUCACGCCUCGAGGAAACCCCCUUCACCCUUCAAUAUCUAUCUGGCGCUGUGAGCAGCUCGGGAAAUGAAUCGGCCCUGUGGACUUCAUCUGGACAUAGCUUUCCUGUGCGCGUGAGCCUCCAAUCGGCGGCCUCUUCAUUUCCGAACGGUGGUGAACAGGGAUUUCGUGACUGGCUAAAGAGUCGCUGUGUGCCGCUCCGCGAGCGCUCGGGUUACACCCACGACAAUUAUGGGCCUGCCGCGGUUUGGGAUGCCUAUCGCCGUUCGACGUCUGUGAUUUCCUCACUCCUUGGCUAUGAGCCCAUCUUACGUGCAGGCCUGCGUCGCCUGUUCGCAAAAUUGGCCGACGACGGAGUUAAGUAUGCGGAGCUACGGACUGAGUUUUCGUACCCUUUUUACAAGAAAGGGAGCGGUGAGCCCGAGGAGGGCUUUGCUGAGUGGUGCGGGGUGUUCCAAGAGGAGCUUGGACGUUUCAAGAAUACGGAAGAAGGGAAAUCAUUCCAUGGCGCUCGCGUGAUAUGGACAACUACAGGCAUCUCAUCCAAGCAAGACUUGGCAGAGAGCAUGAUGAACUGUAUCAUGGCAAAGCAGGACUUUCCCGACGUGAUCUGCGGGUUCGACUGGGUCGGGCAAGAAGGCUCCAAGGGACAGCUUGUGGAUUUCGUCCCCAUGAUGUUUUGGUUCCGAAAGUUGUGUGUCGAGGAGAGAGUGGACAUACCUUUCUUUUUCCACGCAUCGGAAUGUGCCACCCAUGGGGAGAGUCCCAGCCACAAUCUUUUUGACGCUAUUCUGCUGGGCGCCCGGAGAAUCGGCGACGGAGUAUCGCUCUAUGAGCAUCCGAUGCUCAUCGAGCUGAUCAAAGAGAAGAAAAUCCUGGUCGAGCGCUGUCCUAUCUCCAACGGACGCCAUCGUCUGACAGACUCGAUCGGAGCCAAUUCACUUCCUUUUCUGUUGUCCCGCGGAGUUCCCGUCUCGCUCGGCAGCGACUCCCAAGCCGUCCUCGGACACGGCUGGAAUGGACUGACUCCCGAGCUUUGGCGGGCGCUGCGAGGCCCUGAACGCCUGGAGAUCACCGACCUUGCCAUUCUGAUCGAGAAUUCCAUUCGGUGGAGCAAUUACGUAGAUCAGCCGGCAGCAGAGUGGCUGUCGGGGAUUCGCGAGGGGGUCCUGGGCGAAGGGGUAAAAGCAGCCCGGUUGCAGGAGUGGUAUGCGGACUUCGAGAAGUUCUGCGAGUGGAUAGCGCUGGAAUAUGCCGAGGUUGAUCUUGACGAUUGA